UGCUUGCGCUUAAACCCAACCCAUUUGGUUUCGUCUGUUCGCCAAAUCCCUCGUCCCCGUUUCUUACCCUCUUUCAGUCGCUCCUUCGGACUCUCGUCUCGCAUCUUCGUCGCUCCGUCUACUGUGCCUCCCUCGUUCAGCACCCGUGUCGGAGCCUAAAAGCUCCUCCUCCUCUCAUCAUGUCAUGCCAAGCCCGUGAAUCCCAGAUCCCCUUCGAUUCUACUUCCAUCGCGAUAUUCACCUCCUCGUUUUUCUAUUUUCCCUCCACUGAUUGAUUUCUCCCACCGCCACAAUCGCUUACAGAGUCUCCACCGCGUCCGUGGUGGCCGCGGCAUGCUCGUCGUGUCGACCACGACGGAGACCACCUCGCCCCGCCAGACAGAAAACCACAGUGCGUUCCUCUGGAAUUAUUGUUCAAUAGGUUCCCUUCAUAUUUGCUCUUUUUUGUCUAUUUCGUGCUAUGAAUUUUAGAUGCGAGAGUGUCGUAAGUCUUGUGGAUUGCUUCUAUACUCUUACCUGAUUGCUCUCAUUGACUCCAAACAACUGCCCUGAUUCUCUAACAGCUGAUGAGGUUGUAUUCGUGAGGCUUGCUUCGUUCCGAUGGUUCUUGAAUGUGCCUAGUUGAUUAUGCAUUGUUUAAUAUACAGGGGAAGUUCCAAUUAAUGGAUCCCGAUACAAUGUGUCGUUGGCUUGAUAUGUAUAGGAUAAUAUCAAUCUGUGUGGAUUAUAAUACAAUUUGUCAUUGGCUUGAUAUUUAUAGGACAAUAUCGAUAUUUCUCUCCUUCAGAGUGUGUACUUUAGGUAAUAUACAUUUGGUAUCCUGAACACUAUUCAGUUAAAAAACGAUAUAAAAGUGAUGACUUUGGUAUUAGAUGCCAGUGUUUUUUGUUUGUGGGAGUCACUUGAUUAAGGAUCAGCUGUCAUGGGUUUUACAGUUUGGUUUUUGUUACUGUGUCAGUUAUUGAGUUAUUAAAGAUCAGCUGUCAUCGGAUUUUACAAUUUUGUUUUUGUUACUACGUCAGUUAUUGGAUUGCAUUUGGUAAUAAUUUGUUACUACGUCAGAUAGUGAUAAGCAUGCUUUUGUUUUCCUGAAAUAUAUGCACAUGUAUCAGAUUUUUGUCUCCAUGAAUGCAACAUUCAUCUCUCGAUUCUUUUUAUGUGGCCUAUAAUUUUGGUAAUAAUUAAUAUGAUAAAAAGCUGACAUGAUCUUUAUGUUCAGAAGAUGUUACAAGGGGAGAAGACUGAAUUGGACUUGUAUAGAAAUGGUGGGAACAACUAUGAUGUGACCCUCGAUGGUUGGAAUAAAUACGAGGGACUUAACGGUUAUUAAAAGGACCAUGAGCUUUUCUUUAAGUCUUGCAAUGAAAACACUGAAAGAAGUAUUGAGAUUGACUUAACUAUACAAUCGGCCGUUUGAUUAUCUUAAAUGCCCCAUACUGCUGUCAGAUGCCAAUUUGUUUAUUAACAUGGUACUAUUUGAUUCUUUCUUUUGUAUUUUAACAUGGUAGUGUUUGCUUCUUUCUCUGUUUACACACCCAUCAUUUGCUAAUUCCAUGACAUGGAUACUUUAAUGGUAUUUAUUCCUUGUGGCUUGAACUAAUCUUAAUUUUUACAAAUUGUAUGGUAGGAAGCUUUAAGCUUCUUGGAGCUAUGAGACAUUUAGAUGUUAAAGUUCUGGUUGUGGCUCUAUAUCUUGUUUGAGAAAGGGCAGUCUCUUGGAUAAGGCAUAUAUAUUUAUUUAUAAUUGCUCUAGUUACAGAGUACAUAUUCCUGAUUGCUAGUGGGUAAUGACAACAUAAACCUAACUCACUUCUUAAACUUAAGACUGCAAAUCAGAAGCUGUUUGAAGCUUAAAAAUGUUGUGGUUGCUGAUCAGUUAUUAACUUUUGAGUUAUUUAAGAAGCAAUCAUUGUCAAUCUUAGAGACUCUGUGGUUAUUUGAUAUUUUAUUAUGCUAGUAUUUUCUAAAGUCUUUAUCAUGGAGAGGUGUUAUUUUCAGUUGGUCUGUCUCGGAUGAAAUGACUCAACCUUGCUGCUAAGACAAACCUGGCUGUGCUUUAGAUCUGAAUAUGGUUGAUGGUGGACAUAGGCAACAUAAGAGGCACAAACCAGCUCAGUUCAGGUCAAUUCACAAUAAGAUAAUGCCUCAAAAUCAAAUGAAGGAUCAUCCUGCUUUGAAGAUCAUUGCCUUGAUAGCUGAGCGGGAUAGUGCUAUUCAAGAACGUGAGCUGGCCAUCUCUGAAAAGACAGCUGCUUUGGCUGAGCUUGAUAUGGCACUGAAGGAACGUGAUGCUGCAUUUGCCAAGAGGGACAAUGCCAUUAUGGAGCGUGACAAUGCAAUUGCUGCCCUUCGCUAUGCCCGUGAGAAGAGCUAUAAUGGUUAUAAUGAACAGGGAUGUUGUUCUUGGUGCACUCCUCCCCUAUGGACAAGUCACAGCCAUCAAGACGCACAUCUCGAUGUUCAUGAAUCACCACCCCAAUUGGCAGAUGCUCCAUAUGAUCACAUACGACAGAUGCACAUAACUGAGGCAUAUCCAAUCUCAAUGGUACCUGAUUACAGUGAAAAGGAAAUGAAGGCUAAGAAGAUCACUACCAGCACCCAAGCCACUCCACACAAGAUGUCAUCAAAAUCACCGAGAAAAAUCAAGGAGGGUCAUGGUGAUGAUUCGAACAAGCUGGUCUCACAUGCAAAGAAACAUGGCAAGCUGAAGGGUCAGGAGAUCGUCGGGGGUAAAAAAGAUUUGAAUGAGGUCCCUACGAUGACAGAUACAUGGAGAAACUGUAAUCUGUGCUUUGAUGAGUUCUCUGCUAAUGAAUUGAGUGUGCCAGCGCCAGUGUGCUCCUGCACUGGGAAGUUACGGCAGUGCUAUAGGUGGGGGGAUUUUGGAUGGCAGUCUUCUUGCUGCACUUCGUCACUGUCCAUGUACCCACUUCCUGUCAUGCCCAACAAGCGCCAUGCUCGGAUGGGAGGACGGAAGAUGAGUGGCAGUGCUUUUAGGAAGUUGCUCAGAUGCCUGGCAGUUGACGGCUAUGAUUUGUCAAUGGCAGUGGAUCUCAAGAACCACUGGGCUAAGCAUGGCACAAAUCGAUACAUCACUAUCAGGUGAUCGAAGAACUCGUGCAAGUACCGUUAUGUACAGCCUUUGAAGAACCAGCUUCAUGGUUGAGAGCAUGCUUUACUAGAGAGGAAAGACCAACUCUUGUUUUGGUAGUUGGGUUGGUGAUACCGUUUGCUCUUUCUAUGUUCUUUACUUCUCAUGUUAUCAAUGUUUUGUUGCUUCCCUGGGAAAAGUUUUGGAAUCUGAUUCCCGAAGGUGUGAGAAAUUUAUCUGAUCUUGAAUCGGUGGAAAUGCGAUUGUUGCUCUUU
Musa acuminata subsp. malaccensis (wild Malaysian banana) is the source of this 3366-nucleotide messenger RNA. NCBI's taxonomy places the organism in Eukaryota, Viridiplantae, Streptophyta, Magnoliopsida, Zingiberales, Musaceae. The record is from RefSeq and is a predicted model, not a curated record.